Cuculus canorus (common cuckoo) is the source of this 4425-nucleotide messenger RNA. RefSeq names its product sodium/potassium transporting ATPase interacting 3 (gene NKAIN3). Lineage: Eukaryota; Metazoa; Chordata; Aves; Cuculiformes; Cuculidae. The record is from RefSeq and is a predicted model, not a curated record. Gene Ontology annotation, biological process: regulation of sodium ion transport. The transcript has 7 exons. The coding region runs from base 202 to 831 and encodes 209 amino acids.
AGCGGCUCCGCGCCGGGCAGAGCCCCCAGCGCCGCGCUGACCUCCGCUCGCUCCUUCCCGAGGAGAAACCCCUCCUCAACAAAGGGAGAGGGAGCGGCCAAAGGCGAGGGACACACACACAGAGGCAGCUCUGUCCGGAUGCGGUGAGCCCCCCGCUUCGCCUGCGGCAGGGAAGAAGCGGCGGCGCGGCCGGCUGCCACCAUGGGCUGCUGCACGGGGCGCUGCACGCUCAUCUUCCUCUGCGUGCUGCAGCUGCUGGCAGCAUUAGAGAGACAGAUCUUUGACUUCCUUGGUUUCCAGUGGGCUCCUAUCCUUGGCAAUUUCCUACAAAUAAUAGUUGUCAUUUUGGGUUUGUUUGGAACCAUCCAGUUUAGGCCUCGAUAUAUAGUUGUGUACACGGUGUGGACUGCCCUGUGGGUCACCUGGAAUGUUUUCAUUAUCUGCUUCUAUUUGGAAGUAGGCGGACUUUCUAAGGAAACUGAUCUCAUGACCUUUAACAUCUCAAUGCACCGUUCUUGGUGGCGGGAACAUGGGCCCGGCUGCAUACGAAGGGUGGUGCGUCCUUCUGCCCCUGGCAUCCUAGAUGAUUACUCCUAUGUCUCCGUGACAGGCUGCAUAAUUGAUUUCCAGUACCUAGAGGUCAUUCACAGCGCUAUCCAAAUACUCCUGUCUCUGAUUGGAUUUGUGUAUGCCUGUUAUGUGAUCAGUAUUUUCAUGGAGGAAGAGGACAGCUUUGAUUUCAUAGGUGGACUUGACACAUACUCCUACCGACAGCCCCCCCAGGAACAUGUUGAGUUAAAGCCUGUAAAGCCUGUAGGUCGAAGUAAGUAAUGAACAUGGACUCAAGACUUCUGCUGCUGUAGCUGAAGAAACAGAUUGAAAAAGACCAACAUUGUGACUCAUCAUUCUGGAAGAAGCCCAGCAUCCGUUUCUCACAGCUUGUGGAUUGUUCUUCCCACAGGCUCAGUGUUGUUAUCAGCAUUGUUAUUUCGUAGAUCCUUGUAGAUGAUCUUGAAUUUUUCAAUAAUUUACUUAUAUGGACACUUGUAAAUUGUAAAUUUUUUCUUUUUUAAUUUCAAUAUUUUUACAACAUUUAGUGUUAAGGCAUGAAAACAAAACAAUCUGUGAAAACUAAAAGAAUGGUGCGUCUUUCUCAAAAAAGUCAGUAUUUUUUGACUGAUAAAAUCAUACUGUGCCUGGUCAAGAUUGUGUCAGUAAUUUUGACUCCAAAAUUUGAAGCAGGAGUCAAAACCUAGCAAUGUAUAUAAGAUCAUUUCGAUGCUGUAUUUAGAAUUCACAAUGUCCACUCUGCAUUGUUUGAACUGCUGUAUGCAGCAGGAAUUGAUCUAUGACACUUCUUACCCAAAUGUUCCAGCACUAAUGUAAUCUAAUUAUUGCAAUUCAUAUAUGGCUACUUCUGCUUUCCUAAACUCUUUUGCCCUGACCCCACCACCCAUAGCUGUCUCUGAUUUGAAGAGAAGUAGGAUGACUGCUCUGUGGAUGUUGGUUUCUAGGAACCCAUACAUCCAGGGCUCUUUAGAUGUCUGUGAUUUGCACAUUUUUAAACUCUUUUCCUCCCUUGUCCCAGGAAGAAGCCAAGCAUGAAUGUACAGUACAAGGCACCAACUGAAGCCUUAGAAACCUCUGGAGACUAAUUUUGAUCUUAAUUUAAAAGUAAACAAGCAAACCUGAAAAAUGUGUGUAAAAUUUGUAAAGUUAUUUGUAAAUACUUCUAGACAAAGAACUUGUAUGUAACUGUGGUAUUUUGUUUUCUACUCUGUCACCACUAGCAUAAAGUGAUGCACAAAGAUAUUUCCUCUGGGGACGGGAAAUCUUUUUAACAGAACACGUUGUUUCUUCUUAAUUAAUAUAUAAAGUGCUGUGCACGGUCCCAGAGAGUUACAUCUUUCCACAGAGCCUACGUGCCUCAGCAUUCAGCGGAAACUUCAUCAAGGUUUUGGGUUUGCUUCUGGUUCUGUGCUUUGUCAUUUUAUGGUUUCUUUGGUGGCACUGUCAGGAAGGACGUUCCUUCUGAUAUGUAUUCUCUACCUCUCCACCAGAAGCUGAACAGAGGUCCACCAAGUUCCUUCAUACAUACCGUAAACAGUCUUCAGCUGGUAAUUUCUUGUCCAACAACAUUUAGAUCCUAAACUUGCAGUCUUCUCUUGAAUCAUAUAGUUUCAAGUCUGAGCAGAUGGGAGCUAGAAGAAGAUUUGUCUUGAUUCUUUCCCUUCCAAGGUCUAUUUGUAUUACUUAUCGAUAGAAACCUAGUGGGGAUGCUAUAAAUGUAAUGGAGGUAGAGUAUCAUUUUUAGGUGACAAUGUUUUUGUGGUGCAUCCACCUGUUUCAUAGAAUCACAGAAUCAUAGAAUCACCAGGUUGGAAAAGACCUCUUGGAUCAUCGAGUCUAAUCAUUCUUAUCUGCCACUAAACCAUGUCCCCGAGCAUCUCGUCUACCCAUCUUUUAAAUACCUCCAGGGAUGGUGACCCAACCACCUCCCUCACCGUAUUUGGAGAAAACACAAUGUGAACAUUGUUUAACCUUCCCUGAAACGAAGUAUGAAGUGAGUGUUAAGACAAAGUCAACAGAAAUGACAACUGAAUAAAACCCUUUCUUAGUAUUCCUAGGACUGGAAGUACCUCAAAUGGUGUAGUUUGUGUAUGGGAAGCCAGACUGGUCCAAAAACAGGGAUGCUUUGUUGUGAAAAUAAUGCCAUCUGGUUUUGUGUACUUGUCUUCCUCAUACACUGUUUCCCCCUAUAUUCUAGAAUACUGCAAAGUGCGAGAUUUGUCCCAUCUUGAAAAUUUCAACUUAAGACAAAAAAAACAGAUAGUUUGUCACAAAACUAAUAUGAAUAAUGUAAUUUUUGAGGCAUUGUAAAGAAGAUAGAGUAUGAAUUGCUUUUAGCUGUAAUAUUUUAAUAAGCUGGACACAUUUUUGUCUACUUCUGUCAUAUUUUAUUUCUGCUUAGCACAGCAGAGUAAUUUUUUUCUUUACAUGAUGCCUUAAUUAGUGACGUGUACCUAGCCAGUGUGUGUAGCCUUCUGUGUUUGUGAUGGCUCCAGAACUUCAGAGACUGGGAUAUCCAAGCACUGUUCAGUGUCUGACACUUUGGAGAAGCUGCCUUGUUUCAACUCAAGUACAGAGAAAAGCCAGGAUGUGGAUAUUUCGUAAGUGAUUCCUAUGAUCGACACAGCUCCCAUUUGGGCUUUAUAUUUCAGCAUUAAUUUCCCUGCACUAAUUAUCAUGGGCAAACAGAUUAAAGGCCUCCAAUUGAACCCACCACUCCCCUCAGGACCAGGCAGGAGGAAGAGGAAGAAGCAUUACUUCCCCGCCAGGUGCACAAAUUCACACUCUAUUCUGGCAGAGGUUUGGAAAUGUCUGUUUAAUUUAUAUCAAGACCAACGUGUCCGUUGGAUCAUGUUUUACAAAUUUGUCUGAAUGUGCCUAAACCCUGCCUUUCUGUGGGUCCUUCAGGUUUUCAGCUUGCUAAUGAAAAACUGUCUACAUGCCACAAAAAAAUCUGCAAAGACAGAAUGUUACUUUUCCUCCAUCUGAAAUAUUGAUCAAUUUUUAGCUGCGGGACACAAACCAGUAUAUCCUAAAUACACUUAAAAUCUCGGAAUUGAUACCAAUACAGCGAGUUUGACAUCUCUCUCACUUAAUGAACAGAACAAUCCUGAUUAAGAGGAAUUUGUCUUCAUUAGAAUAAGCCAAAAUGCACACAGCAAUGCUGAGGGAAACUGUUAUUCUUUUCUAAAUUGAGACUCAAAAAAUAGUACCAAUCAAUCUACAUGUUGGGGAAAAACAUCUUGAGAAUAAUAAAUGUAUUUGAAUGUUAAUUAAUGUGUCCUCCAAUACAGUAGAACAUAUCAAUUAAUGUUUUUGUAGGAAGCCAUGAGCAAUGAUUUCUUUAUUUUAGCGAUACAUAUUUACAGUAAGGUGUUAGGUGAGUCCUAGAUCAGCCAGCUACAUGGGGAAUAAGUGUUGCUAUCUAAAUAAACUUGGAUAGUUUUCUUAAGCUUAACUGUAACAUGCAAUUUCAGAGAAUUACUAGGUUUGUACUGCAGAACGGAACUUGCUGGCAAUCCUAAAACCUCAGAACAGAUUAUCAGUUGGUAUAAACUCUUCUGGCAGUGUUAAUUAGUCCUACUGUAAAAGAACAGUAACAACUUAGAAUAGCUGGAGAACUGUCCUUCAAACUUUGAGACUUUUCUCCUCUCCCCAAGUUUUACAGAGAAGCAUAUUUGCGGUGGUAUUUCAACCAACAGCAAAACUGGGCAAAAACAUGAUUGCCGAAAUAAGGCACUACGUGUUCACUAAGGACUGAGCCAGGUACCACAAGUUUUGUAAAAGAGCAGCUGAUGUGUUCAGGCCCUGAAAACACAAACUUUCUUGAGAAAUAAAUAGAUUUUUGCCUGGUAC